AUGGGUGCGCCCAGCUACCGCCCCCGGUUACCCCCCCGGCUACCCCCCAGUUACCCCCGGCUAACCCCCAGUUACCCCCGGCUACACCCUGUCUACCCCCGGUUACCCCCGGCUAACCCCCAGUUACCCCCCGGCUACACCCUGUCUACCGCCCCCGGUCACCCGCCCGGCUACCCCCGGUUACCCCCGGCUACCCCCGGUUACUCCCUGGCUAACCCCCGGUUACCCCCCAAGCUACACCCUGUCUACUCCCUGGCUAAACCCCGGCUACCCCCACGGUUACCCCCAGUUACAACCCGGCUACCCCCCAGCUACCCCAGCGGUUACUCCCCGGUUACCCCCUGGCUACCCCCCCGUUUACCCCCGGCUACCCCCCCGGUUACCCCCGGUUACUUCCCGGCUACCCCCGGUUACCCCCGGUUACCCCCGGUUACCCCCCGGCUACCCCCGGUUACCCCCGGUUACCCCAAUAAAGCAUUCGCCAACUCCUGGACACAGACCACCCCUACAGCAGACCACCCCCCUACAGCAGACCACCCCUACAGCAGACCACCCCCCACCCCUACAGCAGACCACCCCCCACCCCUACAGCAGACCACCCCUACAGCAGACCACCCCCCACCCCUACAGCAGACCACCCCUACAGCAGACCACCCCCCACCCCUACAGCAGACCACCCCUACAGCAGACCACCCCCACCCCUACAGCAGACCACCCCCACCCCUACAGCAGACCACCCCUACAGCAGACCACCCCCACCCCUACAGCAGACCACCCCCACCCCUACAGCAGACCACCCCUACAGCAGACCACCCCCACCCCUACAGCAGACCACCCCUACAGCAGACCACCCCCACCCCUACAGCAGACCACCCCUACAGCAGACCACCCCCACCCCUACAGCAGACCACCCCUACAGCAGACCACCCCCACCCCUACAGCAGACCACCCCUACAGCAGACCACCCCCACCCCUACAGCAGACCACCCCUACAGCAGACCACCCCCACCCCUACAGCAGACCACCCCUACAGCAGACCACCCCCACCCCUACAGCAGACCACCCCUACAACAGACCACCCCCACCCCUACAGCAGACCACCCCUACAGCAGACCACCCCCACCCCUACAGCAGACCACCCCCCACCCCUACAGCAGACCACCCCCACCCCUACAGCAGACCACCCCUACAGCAGACCACCCCCACCCCUACAGCAGACCACCCCUACAGCAGUCCACCCCCCUCCCUACAGCAGACCACCCCCCCACCCCUACAGCAGACCACCCCCCACCCCUACAGCAGACCACCCCCACCCCUACAGCAGACCACCCCCACCCCUACAGCAGACCACCCCUACAGCAGACCACCCCCCUACAGCAGACCACCCCCACCCCUACAGCAGACCACCCCCACCCCUACAGCAGACCACCCCUACAGCAGACCACCCCCACCCCUACAGCAGACCACCCCUACAGCAGACCACCCCCUACAGCAGACCACCCCUACAGCAGUCCACCCCCUCCCUACAGCAGACCACCCCCACCCCUACAGCAGACCACCCCUCACCCCUACAGCAGACCACCCCCCAUCCCUACAGCGGACCACCCCCACCCCUACAGCAGACCACCCCCCACCCCUACAGCAGACCACCCCUCACCCCUACAGCAGACCACCCCCGCCCCUACAGCAGACCACCCCCACCCCUACAGCGGACCACCCCCACCCCUACAGCAGACCACCCCCCUACAGCAGACCACCCCCACCCCUACAGCAGACCACCCCCCCCCCUACAGCAGACCACCCCCCACCCCUACAGCAGUCCACCCCCCACCCCUACAGCAGGCCACCCCUACAGCAGACCACCCCCACCCCUACAGCAGACCACCCCCACCCCUACAGCAGACCACCCCCCACCCCUACAGCAGACCACCCCCCACCCCUAUAGCAGACCACCCCCACCCCUACAGCGGACCACCCCCACCCCUACAGCAGACCAGCCCUACAGCAGACCACCCCCACCCCUACAGCAGACCAGCCCUACAGCAGACCACCCCUACAGCAGACCACCCCCACCCCUACAGCAGUCCACCCCUACAGCAGACCACCCCCACCCCUACAGCAGACCACCCCUACAGCAGACCACCCCCCCUACAGCAGACCACACCUACAGCAGACCACCCCCCACCCCUACAGCAGACCACCCCCCCACCCCUACAGCAGACCACCCCCCAAAAAAUGGAGAUUAAAUUGCGUCGUAGGUUGAGACACAGCAGCAACAACAACAAACAACAACAACAAACAAAAAAACAUAUCUCUUAA
Molecule: messenger RNA, 2319 nt
Organism: Oncorhynchus masou masou (cherry salmon)
Lineage: Eukaryota; Metazoa; Chordata; Actinopteri; Salmoniformes; Salmonidae
Exons: 2
Coding region: 1-2319 (772 amino acids)
Source: RefSeq, a predicted model, not a curated record